Plasmodium fragile is the source of this 237-nucleotide messenger RNA. RefSeq lists its product as uncharacterized. The transcript is spliced from 2 exons. Lineage: Eukaryota; Apicomplexa; Aconoidasida; Haemosporida; Plasmodiidae. Bases 1 to 237 code for a protein of 78 amino acids. The record is from RefSeq and is a predicted model, not a curated record.
AUGGAAGAAAUAGCAAAAGUAACUACCUACAUGAGCGAUGUAAUGAAAAUUUUAUUAAAAUUACUAUAUUACAAUCAUUACAGGAGCAGUAGGAACAUCCUCUACUUGAGUGAUUCCACAGGUAGUACGAUUCUUGAAGUGACAGUAAACAUGACGAAUGUAAUAUGGACAUUUCAAAGAGAAGAAGAAUGUUUUAUUGUCAAAGGUAUAGUAUUUUAUCCUGGUGCACAUUUAUAA